Molecule: messenger RNA, 621 nt
Organism: Nicotiana attenuata
Lineage: Eukaryota; Viridiplantae; Streptophyta; Magnoliopsida; Solanales; Solanaceae
Exons: 3
Coding region: 1-621 (206 amino acids)
Source: RefSeq, a predicted model, not a curated record
AUGGCUAACCAGCAGGCUCAAGCAGCAGCCCACUCAGCAGCUAUUCGAAAUUUGGAGCAACAGAUGGGGAAUGGAAGAGAAUUAGAAGAAGUCCCAUCUAAGAAUAAAAAGCAAGUGACGUUUACUGAAAAACAACCCACCACAGAAGUCAAAUCGGAAACUGCAAAAGAGUCGGAGAAGCCAAUUGAAAAGGCUGUGGCAAAGCAACCACAACCAAUAAUUGUGAAGCCACCACCUCCGUUCCCUCAGAGAUUGCAGAAGGUGAAGGAUAAUGCGGCCUACAAAAAGUUUCUUGAUAUUUUGAAGCAGGACAUAGUGGCAAAUAAAUGGAGCUUGACAGAGUUCGAGACUGUGGCACUCACUGAUGAAUGUAGCUCAAGAAUUCAAAGCAAGUUACCUCAGAAAUUGAAGGAUCGGGGUAGUUUCACUAUCAAAAUAUCGAUUGGUAAGCACGCAGUCGAGCGAGCUUUGUGUGAUCCUGGGGCGACCAUCAAUUUGAUGCUGCUAUCUGAGUUCAAACAAUUCGGGUUGGGUGAGUCGCGCCCAACCACGGUGAUUUUACAGUUGGCUGAUCACUCCCUUGCUCAUCCUGAAGGUGUAAUUGAAGAUGUGUUAACUUAA